AUGGCGACGUUAUGCUUGUGGAUACUGGGAUUGCUGUGUUCCGUGAUUGCAGCAGAGAAUAGCGUAGUUAGCAUAGAUUCGCAUGAGAUUUGUACCACGAGAACCAACGAUCCUGGCAUCUGCGUGUAUCAAUACCAAUGUAAAGAUGGCGUGCUGAACAGUUUUGGUGAGCACAUCAUCGACCUACGGCAGCCGUUGGAUGAUUGCAAUGAUCAUCUGUUGGUGUGCUGUGCAGAGCCAACUGAAGAUACGACUGCUGGGAACGAGCCGUUCACAAAUGUUUCCACUGGUCGAGAGCCAUGGGACACCGAAGACGAAGAAAACGCAAAACCACCUCCGAGAGUUCCCAGCAAUGGCCAAGAGUCUGAAAAACGGCCGACUGUCGACAUAAAGCCGUACACUAUCGAGGGCUGUGGGCAUCGCAACCCGCACGGAGUGGUUUUUACAAUCGAAAACAACGUGUUCAGUGAGUCCGAGUACGGUGAGUAUCCGUGGGCGGUGGCCAUCUUUAAGCGCAGUAACCAAAGCACGCUAAAAUACAUCUGCGGAGGAGCGCUGAUCGAUCAGACGGCGAUCCUCACGACGGCGAGCUGUCUGAAGGCGUAUCGGCACAAUAUGGGGUCGCUUGUGGUGCGUCUAGGUGAGUGGGACAUUGACACGGCUCGCGAACCCUUACCUCACGUUGACAGCGAGGUGGAGAAGAUCCAUCUUCACCCUCAGUAUGGCACGACGAGCAAGAUCAACGACAUAGCGAUCAUUAUCCUGCGGGACACGGUCGAGUUAAACCAUAACAUCGGUGUGGUUUGUCUCCCGCCAGUCAACACCGACCCGCGCGGCGCUGACGUGGUCGGUGUCGGUUGGGGUGAUGUCCCGACUUUUGUAGAGCCGACGAAGCGCCCCCAAACAAUUCUUAAAAAGACGCACCUGCGACAUCUGGCCCACGAGACCUGCCAACAAACGCUGCGCAGGCUCAUGGGUCGUCGGUAUAUGCUGAGUCCCAGUUUUCUGUGCGCUCAAGCGACAGACCCGGAGAUGUUGCCGUGCAAGGGUGACUCAGGCUCACCGUACGUGAUGGAGGCUGAACAUGGGAUCGAGCGCUAUUACCUGGUGGGGCUUAGCUCGUGGGGUUACGAUUGCAACAAGCAGAACGCACCAACCGUACUCACCAACGUCGCGUACCAUCGCAGGUGGAUUGAUGGAGUCAUCAACGACGAAGAUCUUAACACGCUUAGCUAUACGUACGAGGGACAGUCGGGAAAUGAAGAGGAAUAAAAACG
Messenger RNA from Anopheles nili, 1277 nucleotides. RefSeq names its product phenoloxidase-activating factor 2-like. Gene Ontology annotation, molecular function: serine-type endopeptidase activity. The record is from RefSeq and is a predicted model, not a curated record. Gene Ontology annotation, biological process: proteolysis. The coding region runs from base 1 to 1272 and encodes 423 amino acids. NCBI's taxonomy places the organism in Eukaryota, Metazoa, Arthropoda, Insecta, Diptera, Culicidae. The transcript is spliced from 2 exons.